CUGCUUUUAAACUUCAGAGCGCCGAUCUUUAACUGUAGCAGACAGAUGCUUCCCUGCUGUAUUCAUGUACUACACAGUUACAUUUUAUCGUUUGAAUAUAAAUUGAAACUUCACACUGAUUUGCAAACGUUGUCUGAAGACUCAGCACAAUUGCUGGCAUGCAGAAUGCAAACCCAAUAGAGGAGGCGGGAGGCGACACAUCCUGUGAUGUGCCCUGUCUCCAGAAACUUGACUCCCCAACAGGGAGCCCUCCCAAACAAGCCUCUCUCGCAGAUAUGAUUGAGUUUGAGAAUUGUGUUUCCAAUCUCAGCCUUGCACAUGAGAUAGUGAUGAACAGAGACUUCAGCUUCAGACAGAACAGCCCCCCCAAAGACAGCUUGCAAGGGAGAAUAUCUGACAUAGUUCACAGUGCUUUCUGGGACUGUCUUCGUGAGCAGCUUUCAUGCAGCCCUCCAGACUAUGUCCAUGCUGUCAUUCUGCUCCAAGAGGUGAAAACUACCGUGCUGUCCCUGCUCCUGCCUGGCCACGUGCGUCUGAAGGCCCAGGUGGAGGAGGUUCUGGACCUGGAGCUGAUCCAGCAGCAGGCAGAUCACGGGGCCCUGGACCUGCAAAGAUUGUCAGGCUACAUCAUCAAUACCAUGGCCUCCCUGUGUGCCCCUGUACGGGACCCAGAGAUCAAGACACUACGGGAUCUUUCGGACCCAGUGGAGCUCCUCAGGGAGAUCUUCAGAGUCCUUGGCCUGAUGAAGACAGACAUGGUCAACUUCACUGUACAGAGCCUCAGACCUAAUCUUCUUCAGCAGGCGGUCCAAUACGAGCAGGCCAAGUUCCAAGAGAUCCUGGAGAAGCAGCCUGAGUUCCUGGACAAGACCACCGUUUGGCUUCAGGUGGCAGCGCGAGAGGAGGCAUUGGUCAGUGCCCAGUCUGACCUUGACACUGGGACUCCCAAGCCAUGUGGUCCAUUAAGUCCUACUGCCGUCCUGAACAGGGCUUACCUGCAACUGUUGAGCUGGGACCCCCAUGACCAGAACUACCCUGAGACAGUUCUGAUGGACAGAGCCCGCAUAGAUGCACUGGGGCAGAGGCUGAGUCUGCUGGUUCUUGAGGCAUCAGUUCUGCUGUUGACUAGCACACAGUGUGGGGCCGCUGUUUUCUCUCUGCAGGGGUUUGUAGGUAAACUCAAGCAGACCAUCACUGCCCUGCUGGAGGGCAGUCACAACAGGGACUUUGACCUGCAGGGGGCGUUGCUGGGGCUGAGGGAGCAGGUGCUGGUGCAGGUGAAGGAGGCUCUGAUCACCCAGGAAGGACCAGCGCUGCCUCAGGACAGUGAAGAUUUGCUUAUGGGACAGAUCUCAGACCUGGCCAAGGACAACAACCCCAUCCACACUCUCAUAGGAGAAAGAGUGCAGGGCUACCUCAAGGCCAUGCUAGAGGGAGGCCCCACUAAAAAGAGUCCGUCCAUGCCCCCUGCCCUGAGGCUGCUGAGUGCUGAGGUGGCAGAACUGGGAAUGGCCUUUGGGCGAAUAGUCCAUUUCAACCGCUCAGUUUUCGGCCCCUUCUACGUCCCCAUCCUAAGGAAGAUGCUGUUUCCAUCGGGAGAGGCCGAGAUGGGAGAGGACUCCCGCUAGUCCCCCGAACACCUCCGGUCCCCUGCAUAAGCUACCAUUCAACAUUUACACAAUGUAGAACAGGGUUCCCAAACUGGCGACCCGCGGGCCAAAUCUGGCACGCCAACAAUAUUAUUUGGCUCCCCCAAAGACCCCCAAAUUAAAUGUUAAUAUUUUUUAAAUAAAAAAAAUGUAUACAAAUCUCGGAUCCGAUAUGCAAAACCCCCCAAAUGCAAUGUCCCAAGAAGGAAGUUACCCUACCUAAAUAAUGCAAAAGUUAAGUUUUAACUUCAUUCAUGAGGAGAGAGAAUGCAGGAGACAGUCAACUAAUAAAGCUGGCAACAACCAUGUUGUGGUGCUGAAACUUAAAGCUGCAACCACAGCACAAUCAAUAGGAGGUGAACAGCACCUGGUGCUGAAAAUAUAGCUAACCUGUUAUGCAAGUGUUGCACAACGACAGAUGGAGAAAACCUACACCAGUCGAGUAAUUCAUUUCAACAAUAAUAUUCAUUUUAAUUUGACUUUACAAACAAGAAGAGGGCUUAAUUGUCUUCUGAGCCAAGGCCUACAUAAAAUAACAACUGGCUGUGGUAUGCCAUAAGGCUUAACAGCAUCUUUCACAAGAAAAAAAUAUAUGGCCGAUGCCAUUUAGGUUCGAUGCUGUGAUGCUCAUUUGCAGGGGAUACUUGGCGCUGCCUCUGACCGGGUGGAGGGGAAAUUGGUGGAAGACCUCCUGCAAUGAGAUCAAGGUCAGGUCAUUUGACCUCACUCAUCCAGCCACUUGGGUCAUGUGACAGUGUUGAUGCCCAUUCUGUGUUUUAUAUAUAUAAAAUGCACAUUUUUAAAAAAUCGAAAAAUGUUGUCCAUGUCCAAGACUGCAGCCAUGAGUUCAGUUAUUGAAAUUCUGGCAUUAUGAGACGCGCAUUAAAAAAUAAAUAUGCACAAAAAAAAUCAUUCCAAAGACAGUUUCAGAAGUGGUAUUUUUUUUUUUUUUUACAAGGGCUCCUUACAAUUGCAACUGGCCAAAAAUGGAGCAUCCUAGAUUAAACAAUAAUUUAAAGAAAAAAAGGUGAUUGUCUAUAAGGACAGCCUGCUCCUAUAACGACAGAACAAACAGAUAAUACUGUCAGCUUGAGACCUAAAUAUCCCUGGAUAAGCACACAAUAAUGUUAGUAUUUACUAAGUACUGUCAUAUAGGCCACUAAGUUACUCACUCAAUGGGAAAUGUUGCAUUUCCCCUCGAUCUUAUGGAUGUCACGUGAGAUGGAUGUGAUUUUGAUGCGCAGGCAGUCAACAAUUGACUUGUGUGAAAGCCGGUUCCUGUCCUGAGUCUAUAUUGCGUUCAUAGAGGAAAAUGAGGACUCGCAGGAUUAAGUCGAUCCAAACAUUGUUAGCACAUGAAAUGCACGUUUCUUUAUUGGCUGUAUUCCUGAGCAUGCCACCCAAAACGCACACAAGUACUCGGUACCCCUGAGCGCAUCCCUGAUUUGGCUUGAUGUCUGUAAUUCAAUCAGCUCAGUUUGAAUUGCGGCCUAAUUUUUAAAAUUUAAACUUUAUUUAACUAGGCAAGUCAGUUAAGAACAAAUUCUUAUUUACAAUGACGGCCUACCAAGACCAAACCCGGACAACGCUGGGCCAAUUGUGCGCCACCCUAUGGGGCUUCCAAUCACGGCCAGAUGUGAUUCAGCCUGGAUUCGAACCAGGGACUGUAGUGACGCCUCUUGCACUGAGAUGCAGUGCCUUAGACUGCUGCUCCACUCAGGAGCCCAAUCCAGUGAGGGUAUCGUUUUCUUAGCAAGGGAGGAGUGUUCUCCACCUGGGCAGACUGUGAGAGGAGCACAUACAAACGCAAUGAUAUCCAUGGGCAUUCCGUAGUCUUCAAAUCUGGUGGAGGAAUUGUCAGCCAAAGAAGCAGUUUAUGUAGCUUGCAGUUAAAGCUUAAAUGUUUCUGCAUAGGGCCUCUGUCUCAGGCGGGAAGACCACCUUAAAAGUUCCAUGCUUAGAUUCAUAAUAACGUAUGAGAUUAAAUGAUUUGCAAACAGCAACAUUUUCAUUUCAAAUAAGAAACACUGGCUUGGCAUUGGGAAAAUAUGGUAAGAUGAAUGCAAUCUCUUUGUACAUUUCCCCUGAUACUUAUUGAGAGCGACAUGUUGAUGU
Molecule: messenger RNA, 3764 nt
Organism: Oncorhynchus keta (chum salmon)
Lineage: Eukaryota; Metazoa; Chordata; Actinopteri; Salmoniformes; Salmonidae
Product: T-complex protein 11-like protein 2
Exons: 10
Coding region: 159-1628 (489 amino acids)
Biological process (GO): regulation of sperm capacitation
Cellular component (GO): sperm flagellum; acrosomal vesicle
Source: RefSeq, a predicted model, not a curated record